This is a messenger RNA of Plasmodium vinckei vinckei, 219 nucleotides long. Its product is annotated as conserved Plasmodium protein, unknown function. Lineage: Eukaryota; Apicomplexa; Aconoidasida; Haemosporida; Plasmodiidae. The record is from RefSeq and is a predicted model, not a curated record. The transcript is spliced from 4 exons. The coding region runs from base 1 to 219 and encodes 72 amino acids.
AUGAGUGACAAAUCCAGGCGAAGCUUUCUUUUAGGAAUUGUUAUAAUACUAGUAUUAUUUUCAUUUGCAACAUUCGAGCCUUAUAGAUACAUGUGGGUAUUUCUAAGUAUAUGCGUAUCCGUGCUACUAAUAAUUGAUAUGAUGUUUUUUGGGCCUGAUAAAUUUAUAUAUGAUCCUUUUUACUCGAAUUGGGAGAAGACGCAUAUAAAAGACUUAUAA